Molecule: messenger RNA, 10208 nt
Organism: Plectropomus leopardus (leopard coralgrouper)
Lineage: Eukaryota; Metazoa; Chordata; Actinopteri; Perciformes; Serranidae
Gene: brca2
Product: BRCA2 DNA repair associated
Biological process (GO): regulation of DNA-templated transcription; double-strand break repair via homologous recombination
Cellular component (GO): nucleus
Source: RefSeq, a predicted model, not a curated record
AGGUUUACUCGCAGUGAAACCUCUCCGUUAUUCGGGUUUUUUUGGUUUGUUGACAACAUUUUGUCAAAGUUUUGAUCGCGACAUGAAGGUCAACACUCUCGGACGCCGACAUGGUGUGCCACGUAACAAACUUUAGAGAUUACAUAAACUAUCUGGAAUGGAUUUACCCUCAAAAACCAUGUACGACACGUUCAAAGAUGAAAUCUGGAAAGAGUUGGGACCACUGGACCCCAACUGGUUUGAGGCAUUGACAGCUCAAACGUUCACUAAUGAGGAAAGUAUCUCUGAUCAAGAUGACCUGUGUGCUAACCAAGAGGGACAUUUUAAAACACCUGCUGUUGACAGUCAGCUGUUUUCCACACCCAAAGUUUUCAGACGCAGUCGAGUUGUGUCACCUGAAACUGAGGAUGAGCAAUCAUUGACUUUUGAACAAGAAAAAGAAACAUUGCCAUUGACAGCAACGCAAAGUCCAUAUUUGUUUCGGGUGUCAAAAGAGGGGGUUCCAGGUGAGAAAUAUGGAGGUUCCCAGCCUCAGUAUCAGGACAGUUUUGAUCUGCUUCAUACCCCACAAAAAUCCCCAGUGGGCCAUGCCAAGCAUAUAUCUGAAAGUCUCGGAGCACAGAUUCAUCCUGACAUGUCAUGGACCAGUUCUCUAAAUACCCCACCAGCAGUGCCAUCCACUCUGAUUUUAUCUAAAACUGAUGAGAGUCCCUGUCCUGUGAGUGUUUCAGCAGACAAAAAUGUUGAGUUUGUACGGAAGCUUUUCCCCUCUCUUUCAAAUGCAUCCAAAGUUGGAACUGUGUCACCCAAAAAUGAUGACAUGCCCUCUGUCCACCAAGGUGUUGUUUCCCCUGAAGCUAGUCAGAAUCCAGAGCCCCACGACUCCCCCCAAAGUUCACUUAAUCAGAGUGGUGUUGUUUGGAAACAGAAGCUACCAGAUGCAAUUGAAGAUGGAGAAAUUCGCAGUGCAGUAGCAAGUGUUCUUGAUGGAGCUGAAAAUGUUCUGUCUUUAUUUUUCACCAAAAGUAGUUCAGCGCUGAGAAAAGCAAAAACUGACAGAAGCAAAAGAAAGCAAAUUAUUCCUACAAAAGAGCACACGGACAACAAUGCACACAGUGCUGAAUCCAGUGAGCAGAGAACAGCUGAUCAGGAGCAUGGCAUUCUUCCUUCAUCCCCACCCAUUAAAACUGGAGAUGUUGCAAUCACCCAGUGGUCUCCUUUGAGUUUAUCUGAAAUUCCACCUUGUACUGUGGAUACUUCUUGCCAUGAUAGUAAUUGUGCUACACAGAUGGAAAACAAAGUGUUGACAGGACAACUGCAAAGUGACUCUGAUUCUGGCCUGUCGGUCAGGCCACUGAUGAAAACCCCAGACUCUGGAUUUACAACGAAAAAAAGAAAAUUUGUUUACACUGUUGUGACUUCAAAACUGCAAGUUCAAGGAAAAGACACACGGUCUCAGAGGAUGGACUCAUCACCAGGGAUUCCAGAUUCUGGACAAGGUGUUCAUGUGAAGCAGUUGGAGAAAGCCCGAGAUGAAGCGGAUAUUCGCAGUAUUGGGAAAAAUGAGAUGCAAAAACAGGCAAAUCUUGCAGAAGAAAAUCUACCUCCAUCUGUCCAAGCAAAAAUCCAGGAUCUUGACAUGUCACAGCUUUGCAAAGAUUUUGCACAAGACUUCAGUCAAAUGUUAGACCCCAGUAAUCUGAGUAAAGGAACAGAGGACACUACUCGAAAGGGCUUCUCUCCAUCAGCUUGUCUGUCAGCCAUGAAACAAGCUAAGCAGAAAGCAAUGCAAGCAAACCCUCACCGUGACUGCAAUGGCAACAGUGAAAGCAGACAUGUCUCUACCACUAAUCAAAAGAACUGCAAUGAGGGCACAAUAAGUGACAGUGGGUUCCAGUCUGCUGUUGCAGAUAGCACUCACGUGACUGCAUCAUUUGUUCUUCCCAGCUCAGAGAUCAGUGGUCAAAGUCAACAGUGGACAGACUUUAAAACUGACAUUCAUAGAACCUCUUCUUUCACGUCUACAAAUACAGGAAAUGGAAAAGCACAUUUGGAUCAUAUUGUACAAAAAGCUGAAACGGAUGCCAAGCUGCCCAGCGCAAUCAAGGAAAACCAGAUGCCAGGACUUGGCAGAGAGAGUGAGUCUAACAUAGAGAGCACAUCAGCACAACUACCGAGCUGUGCAAAAGGAACUGUUGAUAACAUUAAUUGUGCUCCACUUAAUGGUCCAGUCCAUGGCAGUCUGCCAGAGAAAACAACAGUUUCUCUUCCUUCCGUCCAUACAUCAGGAUUCAAAACAGCUUCAAAUAAGGGUAUAAACGUUUCCUCGGCCAACCUGAAGAGAGCCAAGCGUCUCUUUGAAGAGACUGAGGGGGAAAGAACUACAAGCAACAAGCCCGCCAAAUGUGCCUGUGACAUUAAAGAAGAAAUCAGUGUGGGUCAUGGAUCAGUGAAUAAUCAGGCCACUAAAUCGAACCAGCCACUUUCUACAACCGAAAAAAAUGUGGAUAUCAGUUGCCAGUUAACAGCUUCACAAAAAGCUGACGUGACUGAGCUUUGCACUCUUUUGGAAGAAGCGGAUAGCCAGUUUGAAUUUACACAGUUCAGAACUGCAAAGCCAAAACAACAUAGUCAAGAUAAUGCCACCUCUCCUCAAAAAGUUGACAAAGAACUUGACAGUGAUUUUCUUUCAGGUAUAGAUUUUGACGACAGUUUUAGCUUAGAAGCUGAAAAGCAAGUGGCCGCACCUGUGAUGCAUGACAACAUGACCUUAGUUUCACAUGUUGAAACACACUGUGGGACAUCCAACAUCACAAGUAAAUCCACAGGUUUGCCAUUGUCAAGUCCAGUAGAAAAAGAAUAUUCCUCUACUAAAGAUGUGUCUUCCUCUUCAAAGCAUAGCUUUGAAGGCAGCAGCAGUAUUAUGUCAGUUGAACCCAAAAAUCUUGACAGAGCUGGGCACACUGAAACAAGCAACCUGGAGAACAAGAAUCCUUUAAUGCUUGGUGUGGGAUUUAAGACCGCUGGAGGAAAUGUUCUGAGAGUCUCAAAAACGUGUUUGAGCAAAGCCAGAGCUUUGUUUGCAGAUUUACAGGACAAUCUUGUGACAUGUGAAAAACCACCGGACAAGCAAAGUAGCAAAACUGAAGCUGAAACACAGCAUAAGCGCUGUGUUGAUAAUCACAAUGGUACCGUCUUGCAUCAUAACAAUAUUCUGAAGUCCACAGCUUAUGGUAAUGAUAAGAAAAGGACGGUUCAGGGCUGUUUAUCCAACAUGAAAGAGUAUGUCUGUUCAGGCAAACAAGUCACAGGCAUUAGAGAUGAAGGCGCCACAACAAGUUUGAAAAACAACAUAAUGGACACAACCACAUGUCAAAGUGGGUUCCAGCUGGCCAGUGGGAAAGAUAUUUCUAUUUCAGCAAAAGCAAUGCAAGAGGCAGAUGCUUUCUUCAAAGACUGUGACACAAUGGACACUGACACUGGGAUGUCAGUUAACAAAAAAGAGAGCAAAGCACCCUUGUCUAGAAAUGUCAUUCAUAAGAAAACCCUCCUAAAAUAUCUAAAUGUUCAAGGGAUGGAAGUACAGCUCCCUGAAAAACCAAUCAAUGAGUCUGAAAAUGGGAAUGCUUGUCAAGCUGCACCCCUUACAGAGGUUGUACAACAAAAAGAGGAGAUUCCCAAUUUUGGUUUUAAGAAUAUGGCGGCUUUAACAAAUGCAGCCUUUUUCAAUGGAAACCCUUCAUCGACUGUAGAGGUACUUUCAUCUCUCUCAGGCACAACAUCAAAGAAUAUUGGCUCAUCUGCCAUCGAUGAGUUGAGAAAUGAUAGUUGUUCUUCUAUAGCCAGUGGGAAAAAAGUUUCCAUUUCGGCUGACACAAUGAAAAAAGCAGAACAUCUUUUGAAUGAAAUUCAUACACUUGAGGGCACUAACAAAAAACUGAAACCGAAAGGAGAUGCUUUAAGAACAGGUCAUCUCACCAAUCACAAUCAGCUUCUACCACCUAAAAAUUGUGGAUUUCAGAAAGCCAGUGGAAAAGGAGUUGUCAUUUCAUCUACAGCUCUGAAGAAAGCAAAACUGUUGUUGAGUGAAUGUGAUGGAGUUGAGGAUGAAAUUGGUGUAAAACCAAUGCAUUCCAAGACUCAGGUUCCUGGUCCACAACCCAGGAAUAGUGAAUUUCUUGCAGCCAGUGGUAAACCAGUGGCAUUUUCAUCUGAGGCCCUCCAGAAGGCAAAAGCUCUCUUUAGUGACAUUGCUUUUAGUGCAGAAUUCCCUGCUGCUUCAGACACAAGGAACAGGGAUAAGAAACAAGGCAAUGCUGGAAAUACAGAGAAAAUGCAUUGUGGUUUCACAACUGCGGGGGGAGCAAAACUCCAUGUGUCACAGAAUAAUCUGCUGAAAGCAAAGGACCAUUUGAAAGAGUUUGAUGAUGAUUGUAUUUCAGCAAAAGAAAUGCAAGAAUCAGAUGCUUUCUUUGAGGACUGGGAUUUUGAGAACAGUAUUGAUGGCAAGGCGGUCAAACAUGAGAAAAGUACACCACCCUUGAGUGGAAGUGGCUGUGAGAAGAGAAGUAGUUCUGGAGAGCCUGGAAGUGGAUGCAUUGAGUUUGACAACGUGAAUGUUGGACCAGACAUAAAACAUGAAGAGAUGCUGCAUCCUCAUGAUAAGGAGAUUCACAAAGGUGUUUUUAAGAACACGUCGGAUUCUCUCAAAGCAGCUUCUGUGCAUGGAAACUCAUCUGUGAUGACCCAGCCAUUUUCUGCUCAGUUGUGCACCACAUCAGUUAACAUUAGUUCAUCUGCCAUCAAUGAAUCAAGCACUGGUGGUGGAUUCUGUACAGCCAGCGGGAUCAAAGUAUUUGUGUCAAAUGACGCAAUUACAAAAGCAAAGUCUUUAGUGGAUAAGAGUACUACAUUUGAGGACACAAACAAACAUCUGAAACACAGAGAAUAUACUUUUUUACCACAGAACAGUGGAUUUCAGACAGACGGUUGCAAAGGAGUUCCCAUUUCAUCUGCAGCCCUAGAGCAAGCAAAAACUUUGUUAAAUGAAUGUGAAAGAGCUGAGGGUGGAGUUGAUAUAAAGCCACCCCAUUCAAAGAUGCCAGUUCCUGGUCUACCACCCAGGAAUAGUGGAUUUCUUGCAGCCAGUGGUAAACCAGUGGCAUUUUCAUCUGAGGCCCUCCAGAAGGCAAAAGCUCUCUUCAGUGAUAUCAGUUUCAGUGCAGAGAUCCCUGCUGCUUCAGACACAAGGAACAGUGACAAGAAACAAGGAGAUGCUGAAAAUACAGAGAAAAUGCAUUGUGGUUUCACAACUGCAGGGGGAGCAGAAGUCCAUGUGUCCCAGAACAGUCUGUUGAAAGCAAAAAAACUUUUGAAAGAAUUUGAUGGUGACUGUAUUUCAGCAAAAGCAAUGCAAGAAACAGAUUCUUUCUUUGAGGGUUGUGAUAUUAAGGAUGAUAACAAUAGCAAAAGAAAAGCACCCAUGAGCAGAACUGGGGGUGAGAAGAAAAACAUUUAUGCAGAGCCUGGAGGUGGACACUGGAUGCUGCACCCUGAUGAUGAGGAGAUUCACAAAGCUGUUUUUAAGAAUACAUCGGAUUCUCUCAAAGCAGCUUCUGUACAUGGAAACCCAUCUGUGAUGACAAAGCCUCUUUCUUCCCAAUUGAACCCAACGUCAAAGAACGUAAGUUCCUCUACCAUCAAUGAAUCGAAUGGUGGUGGAUUCUGUACAGCCAGUGGGAAAAAAGUAUCUUUGUCAGAUGAUGCAAUGACAAAAGCAAAGUCUUUACUGAAUGAAAUUGCUACAUUUGAGGACACAAACAAACAUCUGAAACAAAAGCAAAGUACUUUUCCAGCACAAAACGGUGGAUUUCAGACAGCCAGUGGCAAAGGAGUUUCUAUUUCAUCCGCAGCCCUAAAGAAGGCAAAAACUUUGUUAAAUGAAUGUGAUGGAGUUGAGGAUGGAGUCGAUGUGAACCCAUCACAUCCAAAGAUGCAAGUUCUCAGUCCACUGCCGGGGAAUAGUGGAUUUCUUGCAGCCAGUGGUAAACCAGUGGCAUUUUCAUCUGAGGCCCGCCAGAAGGCAAAAGCUCUCUUUAGUGACAUUGCUUUCAGUGCAGAGAUCCCUGCUGCUUCAGACACAAGGAACAGUGACAAGAAACAAGGAGAUGCUGAAAAUACAGAGAAAAUGCAUUGUGGUUUCACAACUGCAGGGGGAGCAAAAGUCCAUGUGUCACAGAACAAUCUGCUGAAAGCAAAGAACUUUUGGAAAGAAUUUGAUGAUGGAGAGUAUCGUGAUUCAAACUCAUAUCCAGGAGGCCCCCAUAAAUCUGAUUUAUCAAAAGUAAAAAUAACUUCAAAUUCUAAUCUCACCACAGCCAGUGAAGAGAACAAGUUCAAUGCCCCUCGGGUAUUAAAACCUUUGCAAGAGAUGGACCAUGGAAACGAAACUUCUCAAAAUCCAAGUUUACCUCGUUGCUUUUCUAUUAAAGACAAGACACAUACAAAUCCAUCAGGGGUGUGCAACCUCAAUGACAACCCUGGAGAAGAAAUGUCAAGCAUGUUGGACUAUGAAACUAAUCAGACAAUCAGCAGCGAGGGACCUGAUGCCAAAAGGCCACAAGAGUCUUCAGUCCUAAACUUUAAGUCACUUAAUCUAAGUGGCUGCACUGACACCCAGCAAAGGUUUUUCGCCCAGGAAGCUCUGGACUGCACUAAAGCUUUGUUAGAAGAUGAAGGUCUAGCUGGCCAAAGUCUCUCAAUGACUUUAGAAGAUGUACCACUGCAAGAUAACCCCAAAUCCAGCUUCAGAUCUGAAGAGGAACAAAAGGGAACAGGGAAAAGAUCAGUGGAGGACCCAGAUGUGACGGGUCAGCCUCCCCUGAAAAGACGAUUACUUGAAGAAUUCGACAGGACUAUUCAUGGUCCAAGAGGUUCAACACUCAAUCCAGAAAAAAGUUUUCCAAAUGGUGUAAUGAAAGACAGGAGAGUUUUCCAGUACAGUGACUCUCUUAAACCAAACAUCACAAGGCCACACAGGAAUGGAAAAAACUCUGUGGAAACCACGUUGCAGAAGACAACAACAACACAACACUCAACUCCGGGAAACAGAAAAUCAGCACAUUCAAAGACGCCAGUGUUUGUUCCUCCAUUCCUCAAGAAUGCAAAGACUGAGCAUCGCAAGAAUACAGAGCUUAAGGACACAAUAAGAACACCUUCUGUAUUUGUGCCUCCAUUCAAAAAACAAAGAACUGUUGUUCAAGAGAUCUCCUCUAAACCACAGGAGGAGGAGGAGGAUAAACACCGCCAUCUCUCUGCUACGCACUUUAACGGCAACACUUUUGUACUGCCCACUAAAAACACACAAAGCACUACAGAUGAAACUGGUAAUAAAAGCAAAGAAGACAUUCAGACAGUGGCUUUGGCUGACACUCCAAAUGAUUAUUUGAUGAAUAAUCAAAAGCUUCCUGUUGGGUGUGGAUCAGAGGACUCUGCUGCAGAGGUAUCACUUGUGGACAACACUUUGUCUGCAAGCCAAGCCAUGUUUCAGAAUCUUCAAAACAUAGAGCUGGCCCGUGAUAUGCAAGAUAUGAGGAUCAGAAAAAAGAAGCGCCAGACCAUUCGACCUUUACCAGGCAGUUUGUUUCUAACCAAAACCUCAGGAGUAUUGAGGAUACCAUUAAAAGCUGCAGUGAAUGGAAAGUCUCCUGCAAGAUACAGCAAAAAACAGCUGUAUGGACACGGAGUUCAUCAGCAUGUGUUUAAGAUCACCAGUGAAACAGCAGAAUCUUUUCGCUUCAGUUUAGGACAGUUUAUCAAACAGGAAGCAUUUAUAGACGGUGGUGGCGUUCAGCUCGCUGAUGGAGGAUGGCUGAUCCCCAGCAAGGAUGGGACUGCAGGGAAGGAAGAGUUUUAUAGAGCAUUAUGUGACACCCCAGGUGUUGAUCCAAAACUGAUCAGCGAGGAGUGGGUGCACAAUCACUACAGAUGGAUUGUGUGGAAGCAGGCGUCCAUGGAAAGAUCAUUUCCAGAAACAAUGGGCAGCCUCUGUCUCACUCCAGAGCAGGUUCUCCUCCAGCUGAAGUACAGAUAUGAUGUGGAGGUGGACCACAGCCGCAGGCCGGCUCUGAGAAAGAUCAUGGAGAAGGACGAUACAUCCGCCAAAACCCUGGUCCUCUGCGUUUGUGGGGUCGUCUCCAGGGGUCACUCCCUAAACAAGCAGAGUUUCAAUGACGCCAAGACUCCACAAGGUGCUGAUGCAAAGGCUGACAACCCAUCUGCAGUUGUCUGGCUGACAGAUGGAUGGUAUGCUAUUAAAGCUCAGCUGGAUGAACCUUUGACUGCCAUGCUUCACAAAGGUCGAGUGGCUGUUGGUGGCAAGUUGAUCAUCCACGGGGCUCAGCUGAUGGGAUCACAAGAUGCCUGCUCCCCUCUGGAGGCUCCUGAAUCUCUCAUGUUAAAGAUUUGUGCCAAUAGCAGCAGACCUGCACGAUGGAAUACUAAACUGGGAUUUCACAGAGAUCCACGGCCAUUUCUGCUUCCUGUCUCCUGUUUGUACAGCAGUGGAGGACCAGUAGGAUGUGUGGACAUUAUUAUACUCAGAAGCUACCCAAUACAAUGGAUGGAGAGGAAACCAGAUGGAGGCGUUGUCUUCCGUUCUGUUCGUGCAGAAGAGAAGGAGGCAAGACGAUACAACAGCCACAAACAAAAAGCUAUGGAGAUCCUGUUUGCCAGGAUUCAAGCUGAAUUUGAGAAGGAGGACAAAGGUAAUAACAAACCUCAACGUAGAAGACGGACAAUCAGUCGUCAGAGUAUUGCAAGUCUUCAGGAUGGAGAGGAGCUCUAUGAGGCAGUGAAGGAUGACCCAGCUUACUUCGAGGCACAUUUGAGUGAACAGCAGUUGGAGAGUCUACAAACCUACAGACGUUCUCUGAUAGAGAGGAAGCAGGCAGCGCUGCAGGAUCGCUACCGACGAGCUUUAGAAAAUGCAGAGGACAGUGAAGGAAGCUGUCCCAAACGGGACGUUACACCUGUGUGGAGACUCUGCAUUGCUGACUCCAGCGACAAACCCGGCAGUGUUUACCAGUUGAACCUUUGGCGACCUCCCUCAGAUCUUCAGUCUCUACUGAAGGAAGGCUGUCGAUACAAAGUGUACAAUCUCGCCACUUCGGAUGGAAAGAAACCUGGCGGUACCUCAACUCUUCAGCUAACUGGUACAAAGAAAACACAGUUUCAAGACCUACAGGCUUCUCAGGAAUGGUUAUCAACACGUUUUCAAUCGAGGGUCUCCACCCAUUUUGUGGAUCUUCAGAACACAGAAUUCCAGCCGCUGUGUGGAGAGGUUGAUCUCGCAGGAUAUGUCAUCAGUAUCAUAGAUGGACAGGGUUUUUCUCCUGCAUUUUAUCUGACCGAUGGGAAAAUGAACUUUGUAAAAGUGCGCUGUUUCAGCAGCUUUGCCCAGUCUGGCUUGGAUGAUUGGGUAAAACCACGUGCCCUGUUAGCUCUGAGCAACCUGCAACUGAGAGGUCAGUCCACAGCUCCCACUCCUGUUGUGUACGCUGGAGAUCUGACUGUCUUCUCAACAAACCCCAAGGAAGUUCACCUGCAGGAAAUCUUCAGUCAACUCAGAAAUCUGGUCCAGGGUCAGGAGAAUUUCUUUCCCAUCGCUGAAGAGAAGCUUUCACAUUUAGUCAAAUCUGAUGGCCUGAGGUCCAUCUCCUCUCCGGCUCUGCAAACACGAGCCUCACCUUCUGCAACAAUCAGAAGACAAGACACGAAAACACGUGUGAUGUCUCAGCAGCCAGCCAGAAGCCUCGGGUCCUUCACACCGGUCAGCAGGAAACCUUCCGCAGCAAACUGUUCGACUGAGAAAGACCCCUGCGCCCUGAAGAGGAAGAGAGCUCUGGACUAUCUGUCUCGUGUCCCGUCUCCACCACCUCUCUCCCAUCUGGUCUCAAUGGCUUCUCCGUGUGUAAAUAAGACUUUCAACCCCCCUCGAAGGUCAGGGACACCUAGCACUUUAAAAACUGUACAGACUCCAGUCAUUACACCAGUGGAGGACGAAUGGGUGAAUGAUGAGGAGCUGGCUAUGAUUGAUACGCAGGCAUUGCAUGUUGGUGAUUUACUGUAGGUAUGUGAGACUGUGACUUUUAAAAACUGUACAAAUGACUGAAUGUAAAGGCUGUGAUGGCACACGUUAUGGUUGCUUU